UUCCACGCGAAAGAGCUUUCACAAGCUGUUUUUCUCGCUCUUUGAGUCCGCGAUCACCGGUUCAUCACGCGCGCGUGAAUUUUGGUUUAAUAUUGUUUAUAAUAGAAAGUGAAUGACAAUGUCUCUUUUUAACGUGCGACAAUUCUUCAGUACGCUAUAUCAACGUUACAUGUUCUCGUUACCGACGAUACACUUUUCUCGUACGCAAAAGAUUUUUAUCAUCUGCUUUGCUAGUGGUUCAAUACUAUUAGGAGGAUUGGCACAGUUCUUGAAGAGACGACGAAGACACCCUCUUCCACCUUCCAGAAGACUUUUCAGAGAUUACAAAACAAGAUUAGCAAACGCUAAGAACUCCAAUUUUGAUGUACUGUCGCAAGCAUCUUGGGCAAGAAGAAGCGAAGCCAGUACUAGAAGUCAUAUCAGUGAUCGUGCAUCGCUCAUUUCUUCUGUACUAGGAGGUCCAGAUGACGAUGUAAGACUUACUCCGCAGCAAUAUGGCGUUCUUGGACUCGAGGCGUUGGAAAAGGCGCUCUACUGCUGGGAAGACGCGCUCACCGCGUUUAGCUCGACCCUAAGCAACGACACCCUGGCUCUACCGUCGAAAGCCGACGCGGCUUUCACGCACGACGUGCAGGAAUUGCUCGACAUGGGUUAUCAAAUUCAAAGUCACGCAGAACUGCUCUUCCUCGAUCAGCACUCCGUUUUAUUUCGCAAUGAAAGCGAGGAAAGUCUCAAUAAAACUUCGAACAUCGGGACACGGAUGUCUGGCAUCAGGGAUAAAGCCGAUGCCGCAUCAUCGCCCGAAUCGUUUGAAUCUGCACGCGAUGGGGUUGCGGACUUGCGCGAAUUUGAAGAGUUCUCAGAACUCUUCCCACACUUUGAGAAGCAAAAACUGUAUCAUGCUGCUCUUAAACAAUACGAGGACAAAGGUAUUCCUUGCAGGAGAUUGCACACGGAACUUGUAAAAUGUGGCUCAGACGUAGAAUAUUUAGCAAAAGUGUACUGCUUACGUCAGGCUUAUACAAAAUUAUUUAAUUUACCCGCCGCAGCAGCAUUUAUGGCGGAUAUAGGUCGCCAAGUUAUUAGCGAUUUAAUUAUAUAUGCAGAUAGAGAACCUAAAGAUUAUCUGCUGCAUUACGAGCGUAUGUUGGAGUUCUUGCGAGAGCCGUGCAAUCAUAGUAUUAUGGAAGAGGAAUUGAUCGCGCGAGGUGUCAAGUGCAUGAAUUUCUAUGAUGUUCUCAUCGAUUUUAUACUCUUAGACGCAUUCGAGGAUGUGGAGAAACCAUUACCACCUAUUAGAGCUAUAGUUCAAAAUAGAUGGGUGUCUGCCAGUUUUAGAGAAACUGCGAUAGGAACGGCAGUCUGGUCCGCUCUCGCGGGUAAAAGAAGGAUGUUGAAAUACGAUCGAGGCUUCUUGGCGCACUUUUACGCGAUCUCCGAGCAUGUCAUACCAGUCCUCGCUUGGGGAUUCUUAGGCUCCGAAGGCAGUCUACGUUCCACUUGUCAUUACUUUAGGGAUCAAGUGAUCGAGUUUCUUGUAGAUAUAUUUAAUUUCUUUAAGGUACGCUAUACCACUGUUGACGAUCUUGCCGCGGAUAUACUUAGGGAAAUGAAGCUAAGGGUAGACAAUAUAAAUCAAAGAUUGUCGUUAGAAGGUUGCUAGUCGUAUAAAACGUAUACAGACAAUUGUUAGCGCAAUAUAUUAAAUGGAAUUGAUAUAUUGCAAAUUGCGUUGCUUGUAUACGCAAUGAAAAUGGUAUCUCAAAGGUUCAAAAUCUACAUUGUAAAGAAGAAUGUCACAAUGCUAACAACAUUAACGAAAUUAAACCCACGAUCUGAUUAAGAUUGUAGAUGGUGCAAUAUAUUACUGCAUUUUAAUUUUCAUUGCCGCACCCGUCAGUAAUUACACAAAGAGUAAGUACUAUCGUAAACAGCCUAUUUUUGAAGUUAUCUUGUGAAGUAAUGCUGUGCGCAAAAAUAUUGCGCACUCUUAUGUUGCCAUCUAUUUCAUUAAAAAUUUCACAUAUGUAUAUUAAAUUUUAUUAAGUAACUAACAAAGUAAUUGCAUAAGUGUUAGUAGUCUCUGAUAUCAAUUUUUACGAACUAGAAGGAUAGUAAUGUUCAAUAUGGAUUAUACAUGAAUGAACGUCUUAUUUAUAAAACAAACCUUUAUUUAUAAUAUUCAAAGAAUUAGCUCAUCAUGCGCACAAUUAAAUAUGACAUUUAUUUUCAAAUUAUAAGUAGACAUUAUUAAUAAAAUUAUGAUAUAAUUUUUGUAGACAUUUUAUAAAUUGUAUUGUCAUUUCUUGAAAUUAUUAUAUAAUACUAUUUGUUAUUUGUGUUAACAAUGUAGCUUCACUGUUUAUUUUGAUGUAUGUUUCUUUUUUAUAUAUUUUGGGAUAUUCAUAUUUAUAAAAUGUUUAUACAAUGAUAUUUUUGUGAUAUUUUUUGCAUUGUUCAGGGAAUUGUCAUUUUUAUUCUAAUAAAGUCUAAACAUACUGCAGUAUAUAAUAAUUCAUGUGAUAAAUUGUAGAAGCAUUUAAAUGAAAUCACAUAUAAUACAACUAUUCCUUAUGCAGAUAAGAAGAUUAAGGUUUCUCUACAGUUAAUCUAAAAAGAUCACACACAUACAUUUAAAUUUUAUUAACCAAUUUUUCCAAUGUUUUUAUUUAAUUUAUAUUUUACUAAUUAUUUGUUACAUAAGAUACUGGUACUAUCACAGAUAACGCAAUUUCCGUUAGCGCUGUUAUGUUAAAAUAGUUACCAUUAUCAAAAUAUUUGUAUGUAAAUUAGUACAGAUUAUAUACCAUAUAAUUGUAUGGUUUAAAAUCAAGCUAUGCAUUGCCAAAGUUCGUAAAAUGUAUUAAGAAUAAUCGUUUAAAUAACGAUUGCAGAUUGUUUUUUGUCAGUUUAGUAACAUUCCACAAUAGUAAUUAAGUAAUCAAUUAUAUCAGAUGUAUAUUUCAUAUAAGUAUUUUUGAAAUUUAUGAUUUAGUAAGAUAUUUUGAUUAAAAUACAUUUAAUUAUUUUUACAGGAAAGAAAUGUAUUUGAAUGAUAUAUAAAUUUUACACUUGAUUUUUUAUAUCAAUACAACUUUGCAAAUAAAUAUCUUUCUAAAUAUAUUUUGUAGAUAAACUUUUAAUGUAUAUGUGAAAAGAAAUAUUAUAUGUUGUAUUAUGUAUUAUGUUGUACAAUAGGAUAUUUGUUAAAAUAUAUAUAUUUGUUGUAACAAAAGAUGUUUGUUUUGUAUAAUCAUGGAAAUAAAAACAAUUUCAAUAAGCUUUUAUAACAUAAAAAA
Messenger RNA from Formica exsecta, 3299 nucleotides. RefSeq names its product mitoguardin (gene Miga). The transcript has 10 exons. The record is from RefSeq and is a predicted model, not a curated record. Gene Ontology annotation, biological process: mitochondrial fusion. NCBI's taxonomy places the organism in Eukaryota, Metazoa, Arthropoda, Insecta, Hymenoptera, Formicidae. Bases 113 to 1663 code for a protein of 516 amino acids.